AUGGCAAAGUCCCGCAGAAAUCGCGGCAACGCCGCCCGCAAAAACCCCAUAGCAAAAACCAUCAAGCCGCCCUCGGACCCAGAGCUCGCCGCUCUCAGAGAGUCCAAGAUCCUUCCCGUCAUCAACGACCUCAAGAGCUCCGACCCCAAGUCCCGCGCCGCCGCCGCGACUGCCGUCUCGAGCAUCAUCCAGGAUGAGAGGUGUCGCAAGCUGCUCCUGCGCGAGCAGAUCGUGAGGACCAUCCUCGACCAGACCCUCACUGACGCUGCUCUCGAGAGUCGUGCUGCUGGGUGGGGGAUCUUGCAGGUUCUCGCUCAGGAGGAGGAGCCUGAUUUCUGUGUUCAUCUUUACCGGGUUGAUAUUCUCACUGCUAUUGAGUUUGCGGCCAAGUCGGUUACCGAGCUGCUGCUGUCCAAGGAGUUGGAGUUCCAGAAACGUUCCAAGCCUGAGCAAACAGCCAUUCUCAGCAUUGCUUCGUCACUCAUCUCACUUCUGACUGCUCUCGCUGAAGCUCAAGAUGACAUUCUAGAAGCCAUCUCCCGCAACACCAUCAUCACUCGCCUUCUCUUCCUCCUCACAUCUGACGAGCUCGCCAGCAACCCUGAGAUCGUUUCACUAAGGAGCGAUGCUCUGGCCUGUCUCAUGAUCCUCUGUGAGGACAACGAACAGCUUUCCGACAAGGUUGUCGCUUCCAAGGAGCACCGCACAUACGGCACCCUGCUUUCGUUGAGAAAAAAGGCCAACAGUGACGGCAUUCUUGCCUGUGGUGUCCUGCAUAACCUCUUUGCCGCUCUCGAAGGCCAAGACCUCGCUCUUGGUGCCGACGAUUCUCUUCUUAUCCCCACUCUCUCACAGGCCAUCAAGACCUACGAGCCAGGUCAGUCCUCGGACGCUCUCGGCUGGGCGAACCCCAUCGAGUGUCAACAGCUGGCCCUCGAGAUUCUCGCCUCCAUUGGAACAACUCUCAACACAUCAGGGGAUAUUGAUGGACCCCCCAAGCCUGAAAAGACGGGAGCCAAGGACGACGAGGAGAUGGGUGAUGCCGAUGGGGCCUCUGAUGGAGAGGAAAUGGCAGACGAUGACGAUGAGAUGGACGAGGACGAACUAGAAGCCGACAUGGAGAUGGUAACAGGUGCCGACAGAGACGAAGAAGACGGCAACAUCGACGAUCUCCCUGUUCUCAAGACCCUCAUCGAUACGGCCCUCCCCGAGCUCAUCCGCAUAGCCUCCCUCUCCCCCUCGGAUGACACAGCCCUUCGCCUCCAGUCCCACGCCCUCGCCGCCCUCAGCAACAUCGCCUGGUCCGUCUCGCUCAUUGACUUCUCGGACAAGCACAACGCUCCUAUUCAGGCCGCCUGGGACCCCGCUGGCCGCGCCCUAUGGACCGGCGUCGUCGCCCCUAUUCUCGCCACUGACACUGCCGACGUCGGUCUCGCGACACAUGUCACCGGCCUCGCAUGGGCAGUCGCCCGCUCUCUCCGCGGCCGACCCUCGACCCCCUUUGCUGAUGAACACCGCCGCUUCAUCGCCCUUUACCAGGCCACCAAGGGCUCCCCCGCCGCCCAGGAUCCCGAAGAUCCCUUCCAAGCCCUCAGCGUAAAGUGCAUCGGCGUCCUCGGCCAGCUAGCCCUCGAGCCCGCACCCCUGGGCCGUAACCGCGACGUCGGCACCUUUCUCAUCACCCUCCUCGCCGGUCUGCCAGCCACGCCGCCCGCCGACGCCGUCGAGGCCCUCAACCAGGUCUUUGACGUGUACGCCGACGAGGGCUACUCGUACGACAAGGACGUCUUCUGGAAGGACAACUUUGUCAAGCAUCUCGAAGAGGUGCUCCCCAAGGCGCGCGCCAUGGUCAAGACCAUCGACAAGCGCGCCCAUGGCGAGCUGCGCCUACGUGCGGACGAGGCUGUGCUCAACUUGAAUCGUUUCUUGGCGUACAAGCGGAAGAACAGGCCCGAGGCUUAG
Messenger RNA from Fusarium keratoplasticum, 1962 nucleotides. RefSeq lists its product as uncharacterized. Lineage: Eukaryota; Fungi; Ascomycota; Sordariomycetes; Hypocreales; Nectriaceae. The record is from RefSeq and is a predicted model, not a curated record. Gene Ontology annotation, biological process: protein import into nucleus; ribosomal large subunit biogenesis. Bases 1 to 1962 code for a protein of 653 amino acids. The transcript is spliced from 2 exons.